UAUAAAUUCAUAUGAAUACCAAUAAAUCAACUAAUACUUAAGAACUCUCAGAUGAAGGUACUAAAUUAAUUUAUAAUCCUUUUAGAAUUUAUGAAACUUCAUGCAAAAUAAUUCUAUAAAACUCAUGGAUAAUUGAUUGGUAGUAAAUAGUCUUACAUUCCAAUUCCAAAAGAUAGUAAUCAUAAUGGAAAAUUCACUGAUGUAAUGAUAUUAUUCAUUUUAGCACUUAUUAAUGGCAACAAUGUAUAGAAAUAAUAGUUUGAAUACAACUUGUGAUAAGGAACGUUGGAUAAAUGGUUCAAAAGAUUGGAUGGAACAUUUAUAAUGA
Messenger RNA from Paramecium primaurelia, 328 nucleotides. NCBI's taxonomy places the organism in Eukaryota, Ciliophora, Oligohymenophorea, Peniculida, Parameciidae. The record is from the annotation of a GenBank genome assembly.